Malaya genurostris is the source of this 1621-nucleotide messenger RNA. Its product is annotated as zinc finger protein 595-like. NCBI's taxonomy places the organism in Eukaryota, Metazoa, Arthropoda, Insecta, Diptera, Culicidae. Gene Ontology annotation, biological process: regulation of transcription by RNA polymerase II. The record is from RefSeq and is a predicted model, not a curated record. Gene Ontology annotation, molecular function: DNA-binding transcription factor activity, RNA polymerase II-specific; RNA polymerase II cis-regulatory region sequence-specific DNA binding. The coding region runs from base 124 to 1503 and encodes 459 amino acids. The transcript has 2 exons.
UUGACGUUUCAAUGAAAUAUAAACACGAAAGUCGCUUUUUAUCGUUAGAUUGUUAGUUUUUGUUCCUUAGUUUAUUUUUAUAUUCAAAUGUCCAGUCUAUAGUAAUUUCAAGUGCGAUACGAUAUGACCUCAAACGGUGGAGGUGAUUAUUUUCCCACAAAUGUGACCAUCUUACAGUAUCUUCUCGAGAAUGACGCAACUAACGUGGUGUCUAAAUCGUCAGUUAAUGGAUCGACUACUAAGGAAAUUAACAGCGAUACCGUGGAGAACUCGGUAGAAAUUAAUAGUAUUAAAAAUCCCGAACCAAUAACCGUCUAUGAGUGUCCGAAAUCUGGUUGUGGAAAACAUUACCUUCAGUUAAAUCACCUCAAAGCUCAUGAGAAAAUUCAUUCUGGAGAUUUGAUAUGUAAAUGGGAGCCACACCCAAAGUCUUCGGAGCAAAGGAAAUCGAGCGGGAGUGGUUUGAGAUUUCUGUUGCAAAACGAACACUUGGAACUGGUGUAUGAAGGCAGCGAUUCUCUGACAGAGAAAGCAGAAGAGGAAAAUGAAUUUCAUGAGUCUGAAAACUUCAAUAAUGAUGGUUCGAGCGUUUCUGCUGAUGAGGAAAUUUACGAUUCUGAUCUGAACGAAGUACACUCUGAAGACAGGUCGAAACGAUUGAUCCAUGUUUAUGAUGCUGAUAUUAAUAUAGAGGAUAAUUUCAUCAUUCUAGAAGAAGAUCCCGAAGAUUAUGUAAAAAUUUGUUCCUUGCGGGAUGAGUCAAUGAGAAUAACAUCGACAAAAGCACGAAAAUAUGUGUGUCCAUGGGGUGGAUGUGGGAGAACUUAUACUAAAUCAUCACAUGUCACUACUCAUUUACGGGUACACACCGGCGAGUUGCCCUUUGCGUGCACCUGGGAAGGAUGUGACUGUCGAUUUUCGCGAGCCGAAACAUUAACACGUCACUUCAGAAAGCAUUCUGGUGAGCGAAAAUUUCUAUGCCCAGAAUGUCCAAAAAAUUUUAUUCGGAGUGAUCAUCUACGUGUCCAUAUGAAACGGCACAAUAUCGACAAUUUUGUAAUAGAAAAGGUAAUUAAAAGUCCAGAAAAGCCUAGUUCCGGUCGACGAACAUCAAAACUUGUGGCAAUAUCUACUAAACAGACCAGUAAGUCAAAACGGAAAUGUUCUACAUCAACCCAAAAUCACAGUUCCGCGCGAAACUAUCGUUGUACACAUCCCGGGUGCAACAAAACUUACACCCGUGCUAGUCAUCUGAAAGCUCAUACAAUUCUUCACGGAGACACACAACCUUUCCUUUGCCCUUGGGAAGAUUGCGAUCGUUCGUUUGCCCGUUCAUUCGAACUUUCACGCCAUAGAAGGCAACAUACCGGAGAAAAAAAAUUUGUUUGUCACAUUUGCAAGCAGGCGUUCAUGCGAAGUGAUCAUCUGUCGAUGCAUGUCAAGCGACAUAUUUUUAGUGUGCAUAAAGAAGACGUUAUGAAUGAAGAGAGCGAGGUUGUUUAAAACGGUGUAUAUAAAGAGAUGACAAAGAUGUAACUAAAACUUGUUAACAACGAAAAGAAAAGUAUAUAUAAUGAUAGAAUAAAACUCGGGAAAAAAUUAACAAUUAGUUUAUAAUUUG